Molecule: messenger RNA, 1451 nt
Organism: Elaeis guineensis (African oil palm)
Lineage: Eukaryota; Viridiplantae; Streptophyta; Magnoliopsida; Arecales; Arecaceae
Product: cell wall integrity protein scw1
Molecular function (GO): RNA binding
Source: RefSeq, a predicted model, not a curated record
ACCGCGCUUUAGCUUCCAAGCGAAGCGAAAGGCCGAGCGUCUUCUCCCAGCUCCUGCGACAAGAGGCAGAAGAGAAUCCGUAGGGUUAGGGUUCCGCCGCUAUGGCCAGCGCUGGCAUACACCCGUACCACCAGCAGUGGGUGCCACCGCCGCAGGCGCAGGCGGCGGCGGCGGCCCCUCCCAUUCACGUCGAAAACCCUAAUCGCUCCGCCCCCGACGAGGUUCGGACGAUCUUUAUCUCGGGUCUCCCGGGGGAUGUGAAGGAGAGGGAGCUCCACAAUCUCUUAAGGUGGUUGCCGGGCUUCGAGGCAUCUCAGAUCAACUUCAAAGGGGAGCAGCCCAUGGGUUUCGCCCUUUUCUCUUCUCCUCAGCACGCCGUGGCAGCAAAAAACGCUCUUCAGGACUUGGUCUUUGAUGCCGAAACAAAUUCUGUCUUGCACACGGAGAUGGCAAAGAAGAAUCUCUUUGUCAAGAGAGGUGUAGUGGCCAACUCAAGCUCCGUUGACCAGAGUAAACGCCUGCGAACUGGUGGGGACUAUAAUUAUGCAAGCUAUCCAACUCCUCCUUUUCACCCUCCGCCACCACCUCCAGUUUAUGGAACCCCAGGAUAUAUGGCUCCAUCUGCUCCAUAUGACCCAUAUGGAGGUUAUCCAGUACCUCAAGUGUCUAUGCCUACUCCUGCUCCUAUGCCAGCACCUAGUGGUUAUUCUCCUAUUCAGAAUACAAAAGACAAUCCUCCAUGCAAUACUCUUUUUAUUGGCAAUCUUGGCGAGAAUGUAAAUGAGGAAGAACUUGGGGGCCUUCUUAGUGUGCAACCUGGUUAUAAACAAAUGAAAAUUUUGCGUCAGGAAAGAAAUACUGUUUGCUUCAUUGAAUUUGAUGAUGUGAACAGCGCCAUAACUGUUCACCAGAAUCUGCAGGGUGCUGUUCUUCCUAGCUCCGGUCGCGGUGGCAUGCGAAUACAGUUUUCGAAGAACCCUUUUGGAAGAAGGAAGGAUACAGUCAAUGGCUCUGCAGCUGAGCACAAUGUAGCUCCCACUACCUACCAGCCGAAACUUGAAGGGGUGUAAGCUUCCCUUGUGAAGAUAAUGGAAUAGGAAAUGGGCCCCGUCAUGGAAAAUAUGCUGUUGCAUCCCACAUCAAUAGUUGUCAUCAGCAUCCUUGACUGAAUGCACCUGUUGUAAUGAAUGUCAUUACCGUCUUCCAUGAGUUGAAGUCACUUGGGGCAUCAUGAACUGUUAUUAAAUGUGCAUUGGCAUCAUCAGCAUAGUUAACUAGUGUUUUCUUAUCUUUAAUUAUGUGAACUUGAAGGGGACAAAGUGAUCUGUUAUUUAGAUGUGCAUUGACAUCAUUGACAUGGAUAAUUAUUACCUUUUCAAUUUUAUCUAUGCAUGCAGUUGAAGGAUGCACAUUUUGCUUAAUUCAUCGUAUGAUACUUUGGAAACUGGCCA